AUGUUGGAACUACAAGCGACUUUGGAAGACCUCGGCCUUCAGGAAUACCUCAGCCGCCUCGUUGAGCAUGGCUUUGAUACCUGGGACAGCCUCGCUGGCAUCACUGAGACGGAUAUGGCAGCCCUCGGCAUCAAGUUAGGGCACAGACGGAGGUUGCAACGAGAAAACGCUCGUCGGCUAGGUUAUCCUGCGAACGAGCCGUUGUUCGAUCUGCCAGCUGCUGCACCACAGAUGAUGGGACAGUAUAAUAGGGAAGAUGGCAUCAGAAGCUGUGGAGGACCACCCCUGCGAGAUCCUCACGUUCUCCCAAGACCAGAUACUGGGUAUGCAGCGUACGCCAGACUCUUGCGCCACGAUCCGAAGAUCUCCAGCCUCUCACUUAUUGAGCUUGCGAGACUCGUUAGGAAUCGAUGGUCUAACUUAUCUGGCGAAUUGAAGGAUAUGUGGAACGAAAUUGCUGCAGUGCAGAAGGAUACACACAACUCCCCACCCGCGCAACACCGCCAACCCGAAGAGUGCUGGGUCUGUAGUGGCUGCUCUAAUUCAGGGAAACUGGGAGAGGACCAGCGCGAGGCUCAAGUAAAGUGCAAUAAUGCAUUCCCCGAGACCUCCCGAAUCGGCCUGCCAUGGAGCAUAGCCAAUACGCAAGCUGCUGAGAACUCGACUUAUUCCUUCGAGUUCACCAACCAGCCUCCCGAGCUUGCGCAAGGCAGCCCUACUGCUUCUGCGUCUACGAUUUAUACACCCCAUGAAACCGAGGUUUUGCUAUCGCGCUAUAAAGGCUACCCUACUACAUCUGUCUACGGGAGUGUCAAAGCAGAUGUCGAUAUGCCACUUAUCGAGAGCGUUUGGAAAAUCAUAUUGCGAGACCAGGCUUUGUAUUCCGCUGUCUUACCUAUACAACUCAAUCAGGACAACCUUUCAUCAUGUACCUGUCGACGUCCAGCAUUUUCGCAAAGCCUCCACGUCAAGACAAUUAAUCCAUUUGAUCUCCAGCAAAGAUCAAUGCUCCAACUUAUGAUAGAUAGCUUUUUACGAAAUGUGAAUUCUGUUUAUUACCUUGUCAAUCCCGACGAACUCUGGAACCAUCUCGAUUCUGCGCUCAACAUGACUCUAGGGACGCCGAACUUGGUCACGUCUAUAGUGUGCGUCUGUCUCGCUCUAGGGUGCCAAAGUUAUCAUGCAGAUGCAACAGAUAUGGCUAUCAUGUGGUACGAGAAUGGUCGGAGAUAUCUAGAUGAUCGCGAUUGGUGUUUGGACGUUGCUGUGAUGCAAGUACUGGCGCUGAUCAGCAUCUUUCAUAUGGCGCAACGACCGGCAACGUCAAGUCAUUACUUAGACGCUGCAUCGGAUUACAUCUUACUCCUUGGCUGUGGCACAGAUGGUUCGAUAUUGCGCAUCUCGCAGACUUCACCACAAAGCCCCGCCACCCCCCGGCAUGACACCAGAGCCCAGUCUACAGUAGCGACUAUUGCGUUCGGCGAGCUUUCUGAUACUCUGGGAUGUGUUCAGCAGCAAUUCGGCCAGAGUAAUACUUUGCCGCUCUGGAGAGGAAUUCUAUUCAUACAAAAGCUGAAAUCGUGGUUGUACAACCUACCAGACGAGCUAGCACUCCCGAUAGUCCAUGGACUAGAACGCUGGGACCUGGGUUUGAUAAAGCACGUCUUUUCAAAGGCUUCUGAUACACGGAAGGUCGAACUAUUACACAUCUAUUCGCUCUACUUCGGGGUCAUAGGCCUGCUGACAGGGCCGUCGCUUCAGCAGAUUGCAGCAGCGGAUACAAAGCAGCCUCUGUCCGCCAUGUUAGAAGCCGAAAGUAAUGCUUACGAAUGCCUAAACUCUGCCCUUCGAUUAAUUGAUCUUUGCACAGCCUUCUCUUGUGUCUCUCUCUUCCCAACCUAUGCGUGGCUUCCUCAGUGUGUGCUCUUCACAUCCUCUCUGGCUUGUACGCUUGGCAUCAUCUGGCAGCGUCAAGUGCUGGAUCGUGAUGCCUCUGCCUCGCAAGAAUGGCUUAACCGGAGCUAUAGCAGCAUUCAUGAUGCUUUGGUCAUCCUUGGACCCUGCGCUACAAGGAAUGAGCAAGCUCAAAGACAUUAUAGAGUUUUACAACAGAUUGUCGAAUGGCUCCAAGCGACACAUGUGACCUAUGUCGAUCCACACCCCUAUCGUCCAGCCACACAUGUUAUUCAUUAA
Messenger RNA from Mollisia scopiformis, 2193 nucleotides. RefSeq lists its product as uncharacterized. Lineage: Eukaryota; Fungi; Ascomycota; Leotiomycetes; Helotiales; Mollisiaceae. The coding region runs from base 1 to 2193 and encodes 730 amino acids. The record is from RefSeq and is a predicted model, not a curated record. Gene Ontology annotation, molecular function: protein binding. The transcript is spliced from 8 exons.